GGUUGGUUGAUUGAUGUUUAAUAGUUUAUUUUUUAUUUUUCGAAACAAUGAACAAGCAUUAAAUUAGUGUAUAUUGUUGAACAUAAAACACCUUCGGUUUUAAUUUUUUUGGAGACACGUGCUGGUAUUGUAAAAUCAGCGUAAGAUUUACUGUUUGUUUAGCACAUCAUACAACAAUAUUCACCAAAAAUGGCGCAAAUUGUUCGAAUGGUAAUUGACGGUUACAAUGAUCUCAUGGACAAUAAAAGCGACCCACGUGUCAAUAAUUGGCCUUUAAUGAGCUCCCCAUUUCCAACAUUAUGUAUAUGUUUAACAUACGCAUUUUGUGUGAAACGAUUAGGACCCAAACUUAUGGAAAAUAGAAAACCAUUCCAAUUGAAGAACACACUUAUUGUUUACAAUUUAUUUCAAGUGAUAUUUAGUACAUGGUUAUUUUAUGAGAGUUGCGUUUCUGGUUGGUUAACGCAUUACAGUUAUCGAUGCCAGCCAGUCGAUUAUUCUUACAGCCCGUUAGCUUUACGAAUGGCAAGAGGAUGUUGGUGGUAUUACAUAUCAAAAUUCACAGAAUUCUUUGAUACGAUAUUUUUCGUAUUAAGAAAGAAAAAUGAUCAUAUUUCAACCUUACACGUUAUUCAUCACGGUGUUAUGCCAAUGUCAGUAUGGUUUGGAGUAAAAUUCACCCCAGGUGGCCAUUCAUCAUUCUUCGGUUUCUUAAACACCUUUGUACAUAUUAUUAUGUAUUCAUAUUAUUUAUUUGCUGCCCUUGGACCACAAUUCCAAAAAUAUUUAUGGUGGAAAAAAUAUUUAACAGCUUUACAAAUGGUUCAAUUUGUUGCCGUAAUGGUACAUGCCUUCCAACUAUUGUUUACUGAUUGCAACUAUCCAAAAGCAUUCGUAUGGUGGAUUGGAUUACAUGCUGUUAUGUUCUAUUUCUUGUUUUCUGAUUUCUAUAAACAAACUUAUAACAAACAAAAAACAGCAUUACAGAAGAAGGUACAACAUUAUUUCAAUUCCGCUUACAAAAACGAAGAGGCAAACAUGACUAAUGGUAACAUCAAAAAAGCAACUGAACAAAUUGGUAUCUGUUUUACAUCACAAACAGCCUUAUAUCAAUCAACAGACAUGGACGUACCAAAGGGUUACACAUCAUCACAGAGCAGUAACUCAAAAUUAAGAAAUCGAGCGUUUAUUGAUAAUUCAAAACAAUAGUCAAAUAUGUUAAGCAGCAACUCAGAAUGCAAAAGAAAAAUUUACCUGUGCCUUAGCCAUAAAAUUAUUUUUAAUACAUAUAUGUUUUUCCUACAUAUGUGUAUUUUUACAAUAUUUUUUUUAAUUUACUUAUUUUAUAAGUAGCUAGUCCUCAGCGUUUUAUUUAUGUAUGAUAAACAACUUUUAUUUUAAUAUCGGGUGGUCCUGAAGCGCUAACGUACUUUGUCUAUGGCUACCACAGUGAAGUUUGUAAAAUUUUAUUUGAGAAUUGGGAUAUUGAAAAAAAAAUUUUUGGACAAAAAUGGAAAAAUCAUUAAUUCUU
This is a messenger RNA of Chrysoperla carnea, 1531 nucleotides long. Its product is annotated as elongation of very long chain fatty acids protein AAEL008004-like. Gene Ontology annotation, molecular function: fatty acid elongase activity. Lineage: Eukaryota; Metazoa; Arthropoda; Insecta; Neuroptera; Chrysopidae. Gene Ontology annotation, cellular component: endoplasmic reticulum membrane. The transcript has 7 exons. Gene Ontology annotation, biological process: fatty acid elongation, monounsaturated fatty acid; fatty acid elongation, saturated fatty acid; sphingolipid biosynthetic process. Bases 190 to 1209 code for a protein of 339 amino acids. The record is from RefSeq and is a predicted model, not a curated record.